Molecule: messenger RNA, 797 nt
Organism: Zea mays
Lineage: Eukaryota; Viridiplantae; Streptophyta; Magnoliopsida; Poales; Poaceae
Product: Zinc ion binding protein
Exons: 2
Coding region: 197-583 (128 amino acids)
Source: RefSeq, a predicted model, not a curated record
UUAAGGGACCUGUACACGUUCCGGCGGCUUGAGAUUCGCCGCUCGAUCUCCUGCGCUGGCUGCCAUCGCGCGCGAACGAAUCUAUUUCUCCUCUCCCCGGCCGGCCUCCAAGGUAAUAUAUUUUAAUUAUAUCGUCAUCCAUUCAACUCCACACGAGCUAGGAGGACGCCCGGCCUCGUCCCCGUCCGUGUCGUCCAUGGACGGCACCACCGUGUGCUCCAUGUGCGGCGACGUCGGGUUCCCCGACAAGCUCUUCCGCUGCGCCCGCUGCCGCCGCCGCUUCCAGCACUCCUACUGCACCAACUACUACGGCGCCGCGGCCCCGGCGCAGGCGGGCGCCGGCGUGUGCGACUGGUGCCUCAGUGACGACGUCGUCAGCGGGAAGAAGCGGCAGUACUCUUCGGCGUCGGGAUGCAGCAAGCGGCAUCCGCAGGUGGAAGAAGCAGACUGGAGCACGCAGCAGCCGGCGUUCCCGCCCAGCAGCGGGUGCAGCAAGGGCGCCGGCAAGGUAACCGGCAGCGAGCAGGCCGAGGGUGGCCGGAGGCCCCGCAGGUACAAGCUCCUCAAGGACGUGCUUUGCUAGUUAGCCAGGUGCUCGUACGUCGUUGUACUAUGUACUGUACGAAACAAUGUUUUCUACUCUAAUUAGUAGACAGGUAAAACUAGGUUACUAGUAGCUAGCUGGUUUAAUUAGUUUCAUCUUUUUUAAUUACCUUAGCUUCGUCCUUGUACGAGCGAGUGUAGUUUUGCGUGUUGUGAAAAGAGACGCUUUGGCUACUAUGCAUGCAUGUGCAUAA